AUGGAGCAUGUAAACACAAACACUCCGCCACUGGAAGACGACAUCCCUAUAGUCACGGGCCGAAAAGCUGCCUAUUCACUUCGGCUCUUUCGCGGCGACGGACAGCCUGAAGAAGAGUGGCAGAAACCUCCUUCUACCGACUUGGAUCAAGAUUCGCCUACCCGCCAACUUGAACCCGUGUCAUCAGCAACUUAUUUUCCGCACACCCCCAUUAAGGAGAGCGAUGUCAAGCAUGACUAUGUUCUUGGCCCUGACAAUCUCCAGCACUUAACAGCUGACGUAGAGUUUGACCAUGGGACCCACGGUGAUAUUACAAAAAUACACAAACAUGUGCCUGAUUCCAAAACUGGCUCCGCGGCUACACAAGAAUCUGUUGUUUCUGUCACAGACCGCCCAAACUCUCUUCUGUAUCCAUUAUCAGUCGAGCUACGACCUUUCCGGAACAAAGUUGGCGGUCAUACGGCCAUUUUUCGUUUCAGCAAAAAAGCUGUGUGCAAAGCUCUUAUGAAUCGUGAAAAUCUUUGGUACGAGGCGAUUGAGCGGCGCCAUCUUGCGCUUCUCCGUUUUAUGCCCAAGUACAUUGGCGUGCUCAACGUGAGAUACUCAAGUAUUGUGGAUGAGGGACUGGUUUCCCGACUGGAUCAGGAACAAGAACUUGAACACGAACAGCAUGAAAGGGCACUGUCGUCCAAAGAGGGGUUGCCGAUGCAGAAAACACGACGCCCAUCUUUUCCAGACUACAAGGGCGUACACGAUCCCCCACCUAAAGUGUCAUUGGAUGACAACAGGCAUAUUAUUCCGGACCUCUUGUGGAAGCGUUACUCAAAUAGUGCGCCCAGUACAUUUGAACAACUCUCUCUUCUGCCUCAUACACACGACUCAGACCUCGACUAUGGCUCCACGUCAGUGAACACUGAUUUGCAAGCACAAGUAAUACUGGAAGUCUUUACUCCAAGAGAUUGGAGUUUUGACCGGGCAGAUGCCAUCUUUGAGAUGGACGAUGAAAAUGGAACCAGACAAGAAACUAAAAAGGGCUCGGUUUUGCGUAAACAUACACGCUUUGAACGUUUUAUUCUCUUAGAAGACUUGACUGCAGACCUUCAAAAACCAUGUGCUUUAGAUUUGAAAAUGGGUACGCGCCAAUAUGGUGUCGAAGCAAGUGAUAAGAAACAACAGUCACAACGGAAAAAAUGCAACGCAACUACCUCACGCGAGCUAGGUGUCCGUAUGUGCGGCUUACAAGUUUGGGACCAGACCAAAAGCAAAUACUUUAUGCGUGACAAGUAUUUUGGCCGGGAGUUGAAAAGCGGGAAACCAUUCGCCAAGAUUUUAGCCAAGUUCUUGUACGAUGGACGCACAAUAUUGUCCGUGGUAUGUAAGUUACAGCACAUCGUGGAGCAGUUGGAGGAACUAUUCAUUAACUUCGAAGAACUAAAAGGUUACAGAAUGUAUGGCUCAUCCAUUUUACUUACGUACGAUGGCGCCUCUUCGCCACUUACUGCGCUGGUGAGGGUACACAUUAUUGAUUUUGCCCAAAGUGUGAUUGCCGACGAUGCUCAUACCGCAAAUUACAGAAAGCCGCCCCAACAUCCGGAACUUCCCGACAUGGGCUACCUUCGAGGACUCAAAUCAUUAAUUCGUUACUUCAAAGCCAUCUUCGAGAUCCUCACGGGAACCAAUUACGACCAAGUGGAUGACAAAGAUGCAUUCUUGAAACAAAACCAUGAGCGGCUAGACGUACCGUGCUACUGGAUUGGCACAUACCCCGACAAGGACACCGAUAUUGAAAAUAAUGACGGCUCGGAUCCGUUCGAGCGUGUCUACAAAUCUGAUGACGAUGACGAGACAGGGAUUUCAGAUUAG
Molecule: messenger RNA, 1863 nt
Organism: Clavispora lusitaniae ATCC 42720
Lineage: Eukaryota; Fungi; Ascomycota; Pichiomycetes; Serinales; Metschnikowiaceae
Gene: KCS1
Product: inositol polyphosphate kinase
Biological process (GO): inositol phosphate biosynthetic process; phosphatidylinositol phosphate biosynthetic process
Cellular component (GO): nucleus; cytoplasm
Molecular function (GO): inositol hexakisphosphate kinase activity
Source: RefSeq, a predicted model, not a curated record